GCCAGAUCUUUUCCUAGUAAUCAUUGCAACACCACGCCACUCUUUUGACGUAUACGCAAUCCACCAUGGCUUCCGCAACAGUUGCAGAUAUCCAGGGACCAUCUCAUCCCAAUCCAGAAGGCCUCAACACAUCGGCCAGCACGCAAUUUCCCCCUAUCAACAUUGGCACGCGCAACUCGGUACUCGCCCAAAUUCAAGCCCGCGCGGUCGAGAGAAGCUUGAAAGAUGCCUACCCGGACCGGACCUUCAACAUCUGCCCUGUUGUGGUGCAGGGUGAUAGGGACAAGAUCACACCCCUGCAGCAAUUGAGCCAGGGCGAGAACGCGAAGAGUCUGUGGACAGGUGAACUGGAGAGCAUGCUGGAGUCUGGCGAUCUGGACAUCAUCGUACACUGUUUGAAGGAUAUGCCAACGCAGCUGCCAGAUCACCUCGAGAUCGGCGCCAUCCUCGAACGCGAAGAUCCCCGCGAUGCCCUCUUGAUCUCCCCUCGUCUGCCGAAGGAGACUACACUAGCGACCCUCCCUCAAGGUGCUACCAUUGGUACGUCAUCUGUACGACGAGCCGCUACGUUAAGAAAACUAUACCCACACUUGAAGUUUGCCGAUCUCAGAGGCAAUGUCGGAACGAGGCUGGCAAAGCUGGAUGCCGAAGAUUCGCCAUACUCGGCCAUCAUUCUUGCUGCAGCCGGCUUGAAGAGGAUGGGGCUCGAUAAUAGAAUCACACAAUAUCUGAGUAGCACGAGCGGAGGUAUGUUGCAUGCGGUUGGUCAGGGUGCUCUGGGCAUUGAGAUCAGGAAAAACGACAAGGCCAUGAAGGACAUCAUGAGCGGCAUCCGAUGCGAGCGGACAACAAGAGCCUGUUCGGCCGAACGAGCGCUACUACGCACCUUGGAAGGAGGCUGCAGCGUGCCUAUCGGUGUUGAGACAUCAUGGAGAGGCGGCAAGGGCCUCGCAAUCGGUACCCAACCAGCAAAAGACUACGACAAACACGGAAAUGCAGUAGAAGAGGAAGAGCCAGAUAUCGACGACCAAGAACUGGUGUUGAGUGCCAUGGUAGUCAGUGUAGAUGGCAAAGAAUUUGUUGAGUACCAGGCAGCACGAAAAGUUCGAACAGCAGAAGAAGCAGAAGAGAUGGGACAAGAGGUUGCGAAGGUCUUGAUCGAAAAGGGCGCAGACAAGAUACUGGAAAAGAUCAACGUGGAGAAGCAGUGGGCAGCUAAGAAGCAGCUGGAGGAGCUCAAGGCCAAGGCGGCCAGCUCAUAGGUCGAUCACCGGAGUAAGUGAUUACCUACAAGUCGGUGAAGCACAUGACACUAGAUUCAUAAACAAGACACUUUGAGCUCUCUUGCUUCAUCCGGCUAACCAGCCUCUGCCACGUCCCAUUCAGACACACGCAACCGCCUUGUCUAUUUGCAGAAGAGUAUAACAGACAUACUUGUCAAUGUCAACACUUGCAGACGUGAAUGAGCGAGCUCACAGUACGAGGAGUUCAUCAGUCUAAGACGGGAAUUCGAUUGGCUAAGUCGUGAAUGUAUAAACCAUGCCUACAAAACGGUUUCUCAGUAAGGAAGUAUAUUAAUCCUCAUACCUACUCUCAAGUCCCAAAGCACAUAUCUGCAAGCGCUGCAGGAACAUAGCACCAAAAGCAUCAAUAUAUCUCAAAGCAACAAGCUCAAAUCGUGAUACUCGAAGUCAUACGUUCAGCUCUACAGCCCUACUCAG
This is a messenger RNA of Alternaria alternata, 1721 nucleotides long. RefSeq names its product porphobilinogen deaminase. Gene Ontology annotation, biological process: heme biosynthetic process. The record is from RefSeq and is a predicted model, not a curated record. Gene Ontology annotation, molecular function: hydroxymethylbilane synthase activity. Bases 66 to 1262 code for a protein of 398 amino acids. NCBI's taxonomy places the organism in Eukaryota, Fungi, Ascomycota, Dothideomycetes, Pleosporales, Pleosporaceae. The transcript is spliced from 2 exons. Gene Ontology annotation, cellular component: cytoplasm.